Messenger RNA from Blastomyces gilchristii SLH14081, 252 nucleotides. RefSeq lists its product as uncharacterized. Lineage: Eukaryota; Fungi; Ascomycota; Eurotiomycetes; Onygenales; Ajellomycetaceae. The record is from RefSeq and is a predicted model, not a curated record. Bases 1 to 252 code for a protein of 83 amino acids. The transcript has 2 exons.
AUGGCCUCUCAUUCUCAUGACAAGUAUUACUGUAGUGCUCAUACUAAGCAGUUUGUUAGCAAAUCUUCACAUAUUGACAGAUUCACAUCUGCUGAUGAUAGUGAACUCAAUGUUGAAUUAUUGAUUGAGAACUUGAAGAAUGUGAUAAUGAAGAAAUUGUUCAUAUCAUGUGUGACUGAUAGACUGGCCGCCGGGACCAUGAAUUUCACGUUUGGUCUCAUUUGGUCUGGUCUCAUACAUUUCUUGGCGUGA